Durusdinium trenchii is the source of this 1518-nucleotide messenger RNA. Lineage: Eukaryota; Dinophyceae; Suessiales; Symbiodiniaceae. The record is from the annotation of a GenBank genome assembly.
AUGUCGCGAUGUGCCAGCAGAGAUUUAUCGAGAUCGAUAAAAUCGAUAAGCCAACAAGAUUCAGUGGAUUCAGAGUCAGACAAAACAGACAAAUCCACUCGAUGGUGGGAAGUUCUGUGGGAAGACUAUGUAGAGACCUACACCGUGCCACAAGUGGCCAAGAUCAAGGCACCACGAUUACAACUUUGCUACCUGGGUGUGUUUGCCUUUGGCCUUGUGGCUAUAAUCAUUUGGUUGUAUUGUACUUUGCAGCUCUGGGACUUCAAUCCAAUUUCUAUGUCUAAUUCGUUUUUGCAACUGGCACCACCCUGGGCUCGUGCAGAGACAUGGUGCUAUGACUACGAUUAUGAUUGUGCCGAGGAACCCCGGUCCGCAAAGAACCUCACUUACUGCACACGAGAUGCACUAGACCAGAUGACGGAUGAGAUCCAUCAAAACUUCUUCUCAGAUGCCUCUUUCAUUCAAGCCCGCUGGCCAAAUGGUGUCCCUGAAGUCUCGGCUGAGUGUAGACAAUUCGAUGUUCACGAGGUGCUGGAAGAGGAGGGUAAGCCACUAGUGAUGACAGCACGCAUGAUUACUUUGCAAGAUCGCUGUGCAAACCCAGACACUGAGGGUUGCCUUUGGCGUAAUCAGGGUUUGCAAGUGGAUGUGGUUCAGGAUGUGGAGCGCUUCUUCCUGAAGAUACGUCACGAUGUGGUUGCCAAGGAUGAGCCAGCAUCCAACGCGUUCUCAACGGGCUUUGUCAUGGUGAAGGGCAAGAAGAUGCAACUUCACUGUGCCGACAAAGGCAGCUGUGCAUCGAAAGACAUGGCAAGCGAUUUUGACUCAUGCAACAUGUCUGAAUGUUGGAGCACUCGCUUCGCUGACUAUUUGUCACUGGACUUGGUGAUGAACGCAUCCAAUAUUUCGCUGGACUCCCGCCUUCCGUUACCUAGUGAAGCCAUUGAAGAUGAUGAGUUGAAAUUGCCGAUGUUUUCCCAGCGCUUGCUGGGGGUCUCGUUAGCUAUAGAUAUCAAAUACGAGAACGCGCAGCAAGCCCAGGUUUGGCCGCCACAGUGGAGAGGGUUCACGAAGCGAUACACAUACACCUUCCGCAAAAUGAACGACUAUGCCUCCGAAUCGGAUCUUGAGGGUGUAACAGACCAACAUCGCACCUUCAUUCGGAAGUUCGGCAUCAAGAUUUUCGUAAACUUUUCCGGAGAACUUGCAUCCUGGGAUUGGCUCUAUGCCCUCAAGCAGUUUGCGAUCUUGCAGGUUCUUUUCACGUUGGCCAUGUGGUUCAUGAACAACGUUAUGAUUUGGAUCUACCGGCGAAUCCCCUGGUUGAAGCACCUCCCUGCCAUGAAAAGUCACUACGCAGAGUUGAAGUCCAUCUCAGAUGAGAAGUUCAAGAAGAGGAUCAAAGAUGAAAGCAAAUUCAGGAAGACGACAGAGGAAAAAUCCCAUCGAAGCUUCAAGCAAACCCAACGUGAAUGCAAGACUUCAAGUGAAGACGAAGAAUCCGAAGAAGCAGAUUGA